CCCUGCCCCCUCCCCAACCGCCGCAUUCCAGGCCGAGCGGCGGAUGAGGUCAUCCCGUCCGGUUCCCCUCGGGCCACGGCAGCCGGCUGUCCCCUUCCCCCGCAGAGCGACCCUCCCCACUCUAACCCCCUGCCUCCCAGAGGGAAUGUUUUAUGGCCCAAGUCUUUCUGGGACUUCCAAUCCCGACUGGCCUCGAGAUUGUUCUGCCCUUGCUUCAAGCAGGCAAGACCGCGAAGUCAGAAGCCCAUUUUCUAGACCGGGAAACCGAGGCCUAGAGAGGCGGAGGGACCAGCCGGAGGGCGCGCCAAACGCGUUGCGGGGACUGGAACCCAGGACUAGGGGACACUUGGUCCGUGGCCACCCCCCUCUCCUUGUGGAGGGCUUCGGCCCUAACUGGGAGUGGUGGACCCAGAAGCGUCUCUCCCACUGUUUCCUCUCUUACUCCCCUAUGACCCCUGCUGCUCCCUCCUAACCCCUCAGAGUCCAGCAGCAGGGUCCCCGCUGCGGCUCCAGACAACUUGCUGCCCUUUUCUGGUCUCAGUGUGCCAGUCUUUCCACCUUGGGGCGGGAGGCAGGGGUCUUCAAGGGAUAGGGGAGGCCCCAGGGAGUAAAUCUUUUAUUCUAGGGCCAGAGCAGCCCUGACCCAGGCAGGGCCACGCUGUCCAGCAGUGCUGGUGGUGUUACCCAGCUGGACACUGGUGGGGAAGGGGCUGUGUGCAUGUGCGUGGCCUCCCGGGUGACAGGUGGUGCGCUGGCAGGUACGAGGGUGACCCCCAGGUGAGCGCCUGGGUGCAGCAGCCCCGCCUCUGCCCUCCCCCAGUGUCAGACACCCCCUGCCUCCGCGUCACCGCGGUGCCUCCACAGCGGCCCCUGUCGGCCGCUCUGGAAGCAUGGUCCCUGCCUUCCGCCUCAAACCUUGUCCUUGCGGUCAUUACCACCAUUGAGUAACCUCUUCCCAAGUGCCCCGGCCUCACUGUCCUCUGUAGGCCAAAUAUGAGGACCGCUAGGACCUUGAGGCUGCUCGGUGACCACUCUUGCCCAGGUCACCGGCCCUGAAUCCACACAGCUGAGUCUCCCGCCUCCCAGGCCUGCCCUUCUGAAGCUCAGCCCCUUAGGGCAUUGCCUCCUCCAGCAACUCUUCCCGGUCCCCUGUGGUCCUACCCCUACCCUGGCAUUUACUAGCGAUGGUGACAGAACCCCAGGGAGGCUCCUGGCCAUGCCACUUUUUUUGCUCUGUGACUUGGGGCAAGUCAAUCCCUUUUCUGCGCCUAAUUUUGUUCACCUGUAAAAUGGGUGUCGUGAGCGUUAACAGGUAGUAAUCCUGGGCUGGUGAGGGGAGGUAAGCCUUGCACCAGGACACCUGGAGCCCUUCUUCCUCCAGGGCCAGGUGGGGCACACCUGAUCGCCAGCAGUAAUACCCUGCAGUAAGCAGCUGCCACCAAGGGGGCCCCGAAUGAGAGAUGUUAGUGCUAGCAUGUGGGAUUUGAACUGGGGCUGCCCUGCUCCAGAAACGGGGGCUCUUAGAACUCCUCUGGGAAAGAACCAGCUUUUGAAGCUGUUCUUGUUUUCCACGUGGGAAAAUAGGUCCCCAAGAGCAGUGUCCUGCGCUUGGACCCACAACCUCUCUAUUGGCAAGAUCUCUCUGUUGCAGUGUGCAAGGCACAGGGGUAAGGAGAGACCUUUCGGAGGUGCCCAGAGGCAUCUGGGAGACAGGAGCCUCACAAGAUUGCGGCAGAAGCUGGUCUCACAAGUCAAAGUGGCCGUGGGGAUUCGGCGGGGGCCGGAGUCCCUUUUGCUGAGAGAAGAGUGGCCACUUCGAGGUGGGGACUGGGAGAGAGGUCUCUACCCCUGGGCAGAGAGGGGCUGUCCGCAGUUGAGGCACAACUCGUACCUUCCCUGUUCUUGGACAGAACACCUACAGCUGUUUCCGCGGGGCUGGGAGCCAGGCCCCAGGGAGAGAACCAGCCAUGGGCCUUCCACAGCCUCAGCGUUGGGGGCCGACACCUUAGGAGAGCCAGGGGGGCAGCCUCCGUCCAUCCCCUUGCACGGGGAAGGAAGGAGCUGAGAAGUGGACCCUGAGCCCAGGCCCCAGUGGGGGGCAUGGCCCAGCAGCUGUGAAGAGCCAGAGCUGAUGCCGGGCCCCCAGGGGACCAGAGGAGCCCCUGCCAUGAGCUUGGGCAAGCUCUCGCCCGUGGGCUGGAUGUCCAGCUCACAGGGGAAGAGGCAGCUGACGGCAGACAUGAUCAGCCCCCCACUCGGGGACUUCCGCCACACCAUGCACGUGGGCCGUGGCGGGGAUGUCUUCGGCGACACGUCCUUUCUCAGCAACCACGGUGGCAGCUCGGGGAGCACUCACCGCUCACCCCGCAGCUUCCUGGCCAAGAAGCUACAGCUGGUGCGGAGGGUAGGGGCGCCGCCCCGGCGGAUGGCUUCCCCACCCGCACCCACCCCUGCUCCACCCGCGGUCUCCCCAAUCAUCAAGAACGCCAUCUCCCUGCCCCAGCUCAACCAGGCCACCUAUGACAGCCUCGUGGUGGGCAAAUUCACCUUUGACCGCAGCCCUGCCAGCUCCACGGACGGCCGCUCCAGUUAUGGUGUGGACUCUGGGUUCUGCACUAUCUCCCGCCUGCCUCGCCAGGAAAAGCCUCGUGACCGAGACCAUGAUAGUACCUUCCCCUCCGAGUCCGAGCUUCGCCGCUCUGACUCCCUCCUGUCCUUGCACCUGGACCUCGACCUUGGGCCAUCUCUCCUCAGUGAGCUGCUGGGGGUCAUGAGCCUUUCAGAAGCCUCUGCAGCUGAGACCCCAGCCCCUGCCACAAGCCCCCCAGGCCCUGCCACAAGCCCCCCGGCCCCUGCUGCCAGUUCCCCGGCCCCCGCCACAAGUCCCCCAGCCGGUGCUGCCAGUCCCCCAGCCCCUGCUGCAAGACCCCCAACCUCUGCCCCAAGCCCCCAACCCCGUGGACACUGCCCCAAUGGGGUAACUGCUGGGUUGGGCCCAGUGGCUGAGGUGAGGGCCAGCCCAGUAGAAGAGAAUCCCCGUGCACCUGCUGACAUGGCCCCUGGCAGGCCCUGGGGAGCAGGCUGGGGGGACAGACAGGGCAGCUGCCAUUACACUGAGCUAGAUGGCUUGCGGGAGCUAGGGGGGGUGCUUCCCCAGGCUCGGGCUUCUUGGGAGAGCCUGGAUGAAGAGUGGGGGGCACCCCAGGCAGGCAGCAGGGCCCCCGUGCCCAGCACAGUGCAAGCAAACACCUUCGAGUUUGCUGAUCCUGAGGACGACGAUGAAGUCAAGGUGUGAGUGGCUGGCCUUGGGCUCAGGACCCCGCCGGGGCUCAGGGCAUGGCCCAGAAGCAGCCUAGGUGCAGAGCCGGCACCUGAUCACUAGGUCCUGCCCAUGAUCGAUGGGAGAAGCCAGUUGCCCCCCAGCCCCUCCACGCCUCUGCAGGACAGACACGGGAGGGAGGCCAGAGGAGACCGAGCUUGCUCUGGGUCCUGCCCCCCAACCCCCCUGCCACUCUGGACCCACGGCCAUUCCUUAGGCCCACCCCCACCCCUGUGCCACCCCCACUGGUUGGAGGGCCCAGCCCCACAGUGCAGCCUUUGUGCUGGAAAACUGUCCUUCCUUGGGGGGGAGAAGGGGGAAGUGGGGUGCAUACCACACAGGGCCUUUGUCUCCUCUCCCAAAGGGAUCACCUGCCCCAGCUCAUCGUAGAGCUGCCCCCAGCAGGGUCCCUGCUGCAUCCCCAAGAGCCCGAGCCCUUGCUAAGGCUGCUUCCCCGACAUUCCACCCUAACCCCUGACUUAACCCAGAAGUCUCAGAGAAAAGUCAGGUGUGACCUCACAGGGGAGGAAUCCCACCUUCCUGUGCACCCCAGACCUGCUUCUGGGUCCUGAUUAAAAAGGCUUUUUGAUAAAAGGUGUCCAGCA
Ailuropoda melanoleuca (giant panda) is the source of this 3924-nucleotide messenger RNA. It is a transcript of the gene CDC42EP1, whose product is annotated as CDC42 effector protein 1. Bases 2132 to 3295 code for a protein of 387 amino acids. Gene Ontology annotation, biological process: Rho protein signal transduction; regulation of cell shape; positive regulation of pseudopodium assembly. Gene Ontology annotation, molecular function: small GTPase binding. Gene Ontology annotation, cellular component: cytoplasm; cytoskeleton; plasma membrane. NCBI's taxonomy places the organism in Eukaryota, Metazoa, Chordata, Mammalia, Carnivora, Ursidae. The transcript is spliced from 3 exons. The record is from RefSeq and is a predicted model, not a curated record.